AGAUGCAGUUGGGGGCACCCAGGUUGGGAACUCAAAAGGCCUGUGGUCCCCACCGCACCUUCUCCAGCCAGUGGACAAGAGUGAGCAUUCCUCUGAGGUGGUAGCUAGGGGACAGACCAGAUGACGGCUGGAUUCCUCCUGGGGCCCACGGCUGCAACCACUUUAGCCCCUGGCUUCUCCACACUUUGGAGCUCUUCCUCUGCAGACCCCUAUUGGACCAGAAUCCUGGGCACCCUCCCCCAGGGCCCUGGCCAUGGUGCCUGGCUUACCUGUGAGAUGCAGGCAGCAGCUGGCCGGAAGGAGCAGGGCGUGCCUGCUGCCCAGCGGCCCAGCCACCCACCACCCCACGCCAGGGCCCGCUGUGUGGCACUCUGUGACAUGAAGGCGGGCAGGCAGGAAACCCAAGCUGAGAGGAGAUCAAUCAUUCAUGGGACGGCUCUCCGGGAAACCCUAACCCUGGCCCAGUAGCCAAAUGACCAGCCAGGGCCCCCAUCCUGACAGGGCCAGAUGACAGCACCAUGCCUGGGCCCCUCCCGCAAGCUGUCAGCCCCUGAGGAUACAGCUCCACUGACACUGCACCUUGGCCCCUCUAACCUGGCCCCUCUUUUCGGUGACACUUGCCCUCUGUUUCAGCCAGGAUGUCACCUCGUAGGGGCCCCUGGGGGCAACUUAUCACCUCCUUUCCCACCUCCCCUUUGCUCGAGUCGCCAUCUCCAGAUGAAGAACUGGGACUAGGGGUGUUCAACAACCCGGUUUCCAGCUGCAACAUGGCAGAACUGGAGUUGGAAACUAGGGGCAGCCACAUGUCCUGCCCCUCUCUGCUGAGGACAGUUCUGGUGACCAACCUGGCAUUACCCUGGCCACCCCAGGGCAGAGGGCAGGGAUGAGGUCCUGGGCCGCCUGCCUACUCACCCUAAUCCCCCUCAGGGCCCAUCCCAGGCGAUCAACUCUAAGGCUGGGGGUGCGUAAGCAGCUUUAUGGGUCCCAAGAGCCAAGGGUGCUCAGGGACGCUGUGUUCCUGAGCCCUGCCAUCCCUUCCUACAUGGCCACAGAGCAGAACCCCCAGAAGUCCCCUGAGGGGGUUGUGGCCCCUGGCAGUGGUGCUGAGGGGGCCCCCUUGACUAGGAGGAAGAGCAAGAAGGAGAGGGGACUCCGAGGGUCCCAUAAGGGCAGCUCUGGUGAGCAGACUUCUGUCCAGGGCCCUGAGGCCCCAGGGAACAGCAAGAAUCCUUCCAAGACUGGAGAGGGGCAGGGGGGGCCACCUCUCACAUCACGCCGCCAGUCCCAUCGACAUCGCCCUGACCCCCAGCAGGAUGCUGCUCAGAGGACAUACGGGCCCCUGCUCAACCGCAUCUUUGGGAAGGACCGUGAGCUGGGCCCAGAGGAGCGGGAGGAGCUGCAGGCUGCCUUCGAGGAGUUUGACACUGACCGGGACGGCUACAUCGGCUACCGGGAGCUGGGUGCCUGCAUGCGGACCCUGGGCUACAUGCCCACCGAGAUGGAGCUCAUCGAGGUCUCGCAGCACGUGAAGAUGCGCAUGGGUGGCUGCGUGGACUUUGAGGAGUUUGUGGAGCUGAUAGGCCCAAAGCUGAGAGAGGAGACGGCACACAUGCUGGGGGUUCGGGAGCUGCGCAUCGCCUUCCAAGAGUUUGACAGGGACAAGGAUGGGAGAAUUACAGUCACAGAGCUGCAGCAGGCAGCACCGCCUCUUCUCGGGGAGUCACUGGAGGGUUCUGAGCUGGAUGAGAUGCUCCGAGACAUGGACCUCAAUGGGGACGGCACCAUAGACUUUGAUGAGUUUGUGAUGAUGUUGUCCACCCACUGAGACCUGGGGCCCCAGACACCAGCAGGGCCUGGACUGCACACCCUCCCCCCUACGAAGAGGCUCCAGGAUGGAAGAGACCCAGAGGCCCCCCAGGACCACACACCACCAGGGAGUCUGCUUGGAUGUCUCAGCCACCUUUAUGCUCACCUACCCCUGCUGGAGCUGCCUGGACGAAGACCUACCCUCAACUGCCCAUCAUCUCCACUGUGGGUGAAGUUUGGAUCUCUCCCAAACCUGGGCACAGGCAGUGUCCCAGUAGGGGGAAGCGUUAGGGGAUCCCCAGUAACAGUGAAUUGAGAGGGUGGCUGGAUCCCGCUCAUUCCUAACAUAUAUAAAAUGUCUUUUUAAAAAAUGGACUUGAAAGAAGGGGAUGACCCCAGUUUCCAAAGAAAAGAGACCAAAGUUUGGCACCUGGCUAGAGGCUUGGGGGCCUGGGCUCUAGCACCCACGAGUGACAGAGACCCACGCAAGUCUGCAGGCAGGGGCAAGAAAUGAACCUCACAGAUACAUUCCAGGGUCUCAAAGGGCUGCCUUGUUCCUGUCUCCACCGACCAGUCUGGGAAAGUGGCAAGGAUGUUUAGGGCCUUGUGGGGAAACAAGUGAUCCUCAAGACAGAGGGGCAGGGACGAUGGGGCAUGUGGACAUGAUGAUGCUGUCCUAGAGAAGGCUAGGUUUGUUGGUUAGCAUUAGACUCUGUUGACCACUUAAGGGAAGCCAUUAAUACAACAGGAAUAGACUGUUCCACUCAAUACUCAGAUCAGUAGAGGAGGGUAGAUGAGGAAUUCUUGAUUAAACCAGUAGAAAGUUGGGAUAGAGGAUGAAAAAGGCAAAGAAAAAUAAAAUACAUAGAAAAUAUUAAGACAGAAAGUGGAAAUAAUCCUUUAAAAAUCAAUUAUUACAAUAAAUAUAAAUACAUUAAAUUUGUUAGUUUAAAGUCAGAGAGUCCCAGUCCCCAAAGAAAGUGCUAAUGGUGUGGGGGUCUGGCUUGUGGUAGAGUACUUGCCUGACAUGUGUGAGGCCCUGGGUUUGGUCCCCAGCACCACACACAAAAACAGAAAAACAAAAAAUUAAAAAAUAUUAGGUUGUUUUUCUUAUAACUCAUCAAAAACAACAGUGUUUUAACCUGGGUAGAAAUUUGCUUGCUCAAGAAAAGUCUAUAGGUGGAGCCCAACUGUAUAUAUUCUUCAAGGACCCAGCCUCCUUCUGGCUGACUGCUCUGCCAUCCUUAGGGAGUGCCCACAUUUGUUUGUUUUCCUGGUGGCAGGAUCGAGUCAGGUAUAAAGGAAAAAGAGGAAAAGAGUAUGAACAAUCUGGCUGGGCACAGUGGUGCACACCUGUAGUCCCAGCCAUUUGGGAAGCUGAGGCAAAAAGAUUGCAAGUUCAAGACCAGCUUCAGCAAUUUAGCAAGACCCUGCCUCAAAAUAAAAAAUUAAAUUAAAUUAAAAAGGCCAGAGAUGUAACUCAGUAGUUAAGUGCCCCCGGGGUUCAAUCCUCAGCACCUGCGCCUCCCUCCCUUACAUCCCAAUAGACAGAGCUUAUCACAUGAUACACCUAGCUGCAAAGGGUAUUGGGAAAUGUAGUCUUUACUUGUAAGGUCAUGUGCCCAACUAAAAAUCAGGGGUUCUUUACAAGGGCAGAGAGCAGAUACAGAAGGGCAGAUCUCAGAUUCUUCCCCAUAGGUGAGUCAAGGAUGCAGAAGACACACUCAAAGAAUAAUGACAAGUGGAAGGCUGAAACUGAUGGCUCAGAUAAAAGAUUUACCAGGAGAAAAUUAACCAAAAGAGAGCUAGUGUAACUAUGGGAAAAUCAGAUAGAAAUGAGCUAUGAGGCAGAAGCAUAAGGGAUAAAUGGCGUCAUGAUUCACCAAAGAAAUCUAUAUGUUCCUAUUAAUGUCUUCAAAAGAAAUUAUGUGCAGUAUAUAUUUAGAGUUUAGAAGUAUCGCUAUUCACGGGCUGGGGCUGGGGCUCAGUGGCAGAGUCUUGCCUUGCAUGUGUGAGGCAUUGCAUUAGAUCCUCAGCACCACAUAAAAUUAAAAAAUAAAAUAAAGGUAUUGUGUUCAUCUACAAAUAAAAAAAUUUAAAAAGAAGUAUUGCUGUUCAUGCAAUUUGGGUUGGAUAAAUUAACCAGAAAAAUAUACGCCCUAGGCUGGGGGUGUGGCUUGGA
This is a messenger RNA of Marmota monax (woodchuck), 3988 nucleotides long. Its product is annotated as calcium-binding protein 4. The transcript is spliced from 6 exons. The record is from RefSeq and is a predicted model, not a curated record. The coding region runs from base 884 to 1825 and encodes 313 amino acids. Gene Ontology annotation, molecular function: calcium ion binding. NCBI's taxonomy places the organism in Eukaryota, Metazoa, Chordata, Mammalia, Rodentia, Sciuridae.